AUGAUGAUGGAAUCUAGUAUUAGUACCACAUCAUCAACAAUAAUAACAACCCCACAACAACAACAAGAAAUAAUAACAAUGGCAACUGCCAAUGAAGAGAUUAAUAAUAAUAAUGUCAAUAAUAAUGGAUCACAUCAUCCAUACCAUUUUAGUAAUCAUUCGCUAACCAAUUAUUUAUCUUCACCUCAAUCUACUUCAACCUAUACAUUUACACCAUUUUCAUCGUCAUCAUCAUUAUCUGAUAUAUCGAAUAUUUCCAAUUGUUCAGAAAUGUCAAUGGGUACAAUAUCCAAUGGUGAACUUGGAGGUAUUAUAAUGGACUUUUCAUCUAGAGAUCUCACCAAGUUACCUUCAAAAUUACCAUGUGAAAAGGAUCGUAUAGAGUCAUUCCAAAGUACAAAUAAUCAAAUAACAACUAUCCCAGAUGAUUAUUUCUUUCAUUUUAAUUCACUUACUACAUUGAAUCUAGAUAAUAACAAGAUUAAAAAAUUACCAAAAUCAUUAAAGAAAUUAAAUAAUCUAUCAAAUGUUAAAUUAUCUAGAAAUAAGAUAAAAAAAUUCCCAAAUGUAUUAUUAACAUUAAAUAAUAUACAAUGUUUGGAUUUAUCAGACAACAAGAUUAGUGGUAUACCAAAAGAUAUAAACAAGAUGACUGGAUUAAAAGAAUUGUAUAUAACAAAUAAUCAAAUAGAUAUCAUUCCAGUUCAAGUGGCCGAAUUAACUCUAUUUAUAUUUGAAAUCUAUGGUAAUCCAAUUAUACUACCUCCACCAGAUAUCAUCGAUCAAGGUAUUGAAGGUAUAUUUGAUUAUCUAAUAGAUGAAACAAAUCAAAUUCAUUUCCAAAAACAUCAAAAUAAUACUUUGGAACAACCAGUUCCAGUUGUUCAACCUCAACCAUCAUCCAAAGAAUUACAACAACCAAAUAAUAAUAAUAAUAAUAUGAAAAUGAAACAUAAAUCAAUGCCACCAAUAUCAAUUAAAUCAUCUGAUUCAAAUAAUAGUAAUAGUAAUAAUAAUAAUAGUAAUAAUAGUCCAAUUAAUUAUACGAUGGAAAGAAAAUUAAGUGUUGGUAAUGGUUCACCUUAUAUUUUACCAAAUACAAAUGGAAUGUUGAGAAAGACAGAUUCAUCCUUUUUAACUCCAAAUAUGAAUAUAAAUGGAAUGGUGAUUGGUUCAGCCAAUCGAUCAAUACCAGUUAGAGCAGACUCCAAGUUAUUUUCAUCGUCUGGUGAUUCAAUGGUUAUUCAAGCGUCGCCAACUGCUAUAACCAAUACUUAUUAUACACCAAAACGAAUUAAACCAAAGUUGUAUAAAAAGCCAUCAAAGGAGUGUCUGCAGGAUAUCCAAAACAACCUGUUACAUGUACCCGAGGUGACUAGUACCCAGUCUAGCAGUAGUGGUAGUGGUAGUGGUAGUCCAUCAGAUGACGAGCAGACAUCAGACCCUUCAAAAUGGGUGACUAGUUCAUCAACCAUCACUUUUAUUCAGUCUACUCAACAAGCCGAGAGAGAUGCAUCCAAGACCACUUCAUUUAUGAAUAAACGUGACCAACGAAACUCACAAAAGAUAUUGGACAAGGAAAUCAAAAAGAUUAGAAAGGAAGAAGAAAAGAGAGAGAAACGUGAAAAGAAGUUAAAUAGUAAAAAGGUUGCAAUGAUGGAACCAAACAAAAAACAAUUUGAAAAACAAUUAGAUCAAGAAUUGGAAAUGGAAUUAGAGCUGGAACAAAAACCAAUGAUUGAAGAUGAAAAUGUAAAGGAAGAGGAAGAAGUGAAACAACAAAUAGAAGAACAACAACAACAGGCAGAUGACACAUAUUCAACCAAUUAUUGUACAGUAUCAUCAGAGAUUGUUACAACAUCGGAAUCAGUUGAUACAAUUGCCAGUUUUGUAUCAAGCUCAACAUUGUCUGAUAGUAGUUCAAUGAUCAACACUCCAUUUACUACUCUGACUCAAUCAUCAGGAUAUAGUGUGAGGAGAAGACCUUCUAUUAACCAAGAUUUAUAUCAACACCCAAACCAUGUUUCUUCUUCUUCUUCUGCUUCCACCACUUCUUCUUUAUCGUCACCCCAACAACAAUCUUGUUCAUCAUCCAAUGAAAGUAUGGAUUCAGUUUUAAAUGAAUCACCUCCACAACCAUCGAUGUCAUCAGACAUGUCCUCUUCCAACAAUGUAACACCAAUCAAUCCAUUGACAGUAUCCACGUCAUCCAUUUCAUCUAUAAAUAGUAACACCAACACCAACACCAUCACUGCUACCACAACGACACAACAAGUGAGGGUAUCAAGAUUACAGAAAAUGGCAACAGUCCUUAAUCUCAAUAUUUCCAAACCAUUUGUAUCGAGAUCAAAAGACGGAUCGAAAUCUCCAGCAAAUAGUGUCUCCCCAAGAAUAACACCUACCACCACCACCGCUGCGGCUCUAUCACCUCCUUUGUCCUCCUCUCCAUCAUCAUCAUCAUCUUUCAUAAACUCAGCCAAUACAACACCCAAAUCGCCACCUUGCACGCCUACCAGUAGCACGAUCGCCACCACGACCACCACAACCACAACCACCGACGACAAUAACCUAUCAUGGAAAACAACAUCCACACGAAACAGUCAUAGUUACAGCAAUGGAGCUGGAUCUCUUCGGGAAAGAAGAGGAACCAUAGCAUCAGAGAUGGAUUUAAAAUAUAUAAACAAAUCGAGUAGUAUUAGUACUAGUGUUAGUUAUUAUGGUGGUGGUAGUUUUAUUGGUCAACAUGCCAGUACCACCAAUACUACUGGCAGUAGCAGUAAUAAUAGUACAGGUGGAAGAUCAUCACCAUCGGGUUCAAUAUCCUUCCCGCCACUAAUAGAGGUACUACACGACGACUAUUCCAAAGAGUGUUUUAGAUCAUUCCUCAAAUCGGAAUUCUCAAACGAAAAUCUGGAUUUUUGGUCGAGAAUUGAAACGUACAAACAAUUGGAAAGCAAAGAUAAAAAAGUCAAGGAUUCCAUCAAAAUAUAUAACCUAUUCAUAUCCGAUAAAUCACUAACACAAGUCAAUCUACCAAGUAAUUGUGUAAAGAAAUUAGAUGAUACAUUUAAUCAUCAAAAUGUAAAUAAUAAUGAUAUAAAAGAAAAUAUUCAAAUGAUUGAUAAAUUAUUUUUAGAAUCACAAUCUUUAAUUUUUAAAUUAAUGGAAUCUGAUAGUUACGAAAGAUUUAAAAGAAGUAGUCAUUCAAAAAUUUGGUUAAAUAUCAUUCCACUCCCAACUCAACUCAACCCAACCUUAAAGAAAAUAAGAAUUGAUAGAGAUAGAGAUAUGGACGAUAGUGAAGACGAUGAUCUUUUAUUACAAGGCAACAAAAAUGGACAAGUGAGAAAGAAAGUAUCAAGAUCAAGAUUGUUAUCAUCUUCCCUUACACCACCCAAUUCAUCUAUAUCUUCAUUGUCUUCUUCUUCUUCUUCUUCCUCUAGUUCUAGUUCUAUAAAACGUGAACGUGAUAUUGUCAAUAUUGACGAAGAUGUAGAUAAAGUAAACACGACAACAACAACAACAAUGACUAAAAAGAGAGUAUCUGUUGCAACACCAACACCAAAAAGAAAAUCUGUUGCUUCAUCAACAACAACGACCCCAACAACAACAACAACUACAUCAGUACCAAAGAAAAUAACAACAACAAGAUCAAAGAUUGAUUAUCUUGAUGACGGUGAAGCUACUAUCAUUGAUGACGACUUUGAAUUCUCAUUUGAAGAAGAACAACAAGAAGAACCAAAAAAGAAAACAAAACUAUCAUCAUCUGCUAGUAGUAGAAAAAUAGAUGAUUUAGAUGAUUUAUUGGAUGAUGAUGAUAAUGAUUAUGGAGAUGAUGGUGAACAACAAGACGUAAAACCAAUUAAAAAGAAAUCAGUAUCACCUGUUGCAACAACAUCAACAACAUCAACAACUGAUAAACCAAAACGUAGAACAAAAUCAGUUGGAGGAAUCAUCAAGGAUAAAGAUGAAACUAGUACUACUAGUACGACCUCUACUGCCACUACCUCUUCUGCUGCUACUAUUAAACCAAAAAGAAAAUCAAUUGAUCCAAAGAAUAUAUUUCAAUCUGAUAGACAUAAGGGUGAUAGUGAUGAUGAUCAAGAUGGUGGUAGUGACGAUGAUACUUUGGAACAAAGAGUAUUAAAACUUCACAAAAGAAAGGAUUACGAUGUACAAGACAAGGAGUUUAAACCACCAAAAGAAGCAAAAAAGAAGGCUCGAUUCUCAACGGUUGGAGGUCAAACGGAGCUACAACGUGGAAAAGACAAGGAAUUGGAAUCAAAAAAGAAACAAGAACAAGAAAUACUGCAAGAGAAACAAAGAAAACAAAAAGAGAGUGAAGAGAUAUUGCGAAGAAAGAAAGAGAUGGAUGACAAGGAAAAGGAAAGACAAAGAUUGGCACAUGAAAGAUUACAAAAACUUACUUCUACAAGUAAGAUUAAUCAACCAACUCCUUCUUCAUUUACACUUCCCACCUCUUCAAGAUCUUCUAUUCUACCACAUGUUACGACGAGAUUGACGACGACGACGAAUGUUCCUCCUACUACUAGUAAUGCAUUCUCAAAACCAACUAUAUCUUUUGGUGGAACUUCACCACCAACAUUUUCAUCUCCUCAACCAUCAUCACUUAGAGAAAAACAUGUUUAUCCAAAGACACCAAUUGCUAAAACCAAUCUUGGUCGUGGUGGAUUCCCAUAUCAAGCUGAAACACCUCUACAAAUGCCAUCUAAACCCAUUUUCCAAACAUCAAACGACUCGAUUUCAUAUGAUACCGAUGAACAUGUAGAGUUUGAUACCUCAUCACCAAUGGACAAUGCAACUCUACUAGAUCAACAUGAACAAGAAUUCCAACAUCAACAAUAUUAUCAACAAUUACAAGAAGAACAAGAUAGAGAAUUGGAAGAAUCAGGUGGAGGACAAUUUGGACAAUCUGGACAAUCACCACCACCACCACCAAUCGAUGACAACCAUUCAAAAUCAAGUCUAUCAUUGAUUUUUGUAUCAUUUUUGUAUUGGUUCAUUACACUAUUUAUCGUAUUUGGCUUUUAUUAUAAUUUUAGUGAAAUCAUUUAUUGUGAUACUGAUACACUUCCAAAAUAUACAAAUGGUAAAUAUUCAUGUAUGCCAUGUCCAGAAAGAGGAGUAUGUUUUAAAGGAUCAUUUGUUUCAUGUUUUGAUGGAUAUAUUAAACAAGGAGAUGAAUGUAUAGUUGAUCCAAACAAGGUGGAAACCAUGUCAACCGUUCUCAACAAGAUUGAUUAUGUAUUGCGAGUACACAAGGGCAAGUUUGAAUGUGGAGUGACUGAAAGUUUCGAAAUGCCCUACGAACGAUUGGAAUUUGAAUUUGAUCGUUUGUUUUGGAUCAAAAAGGCAGAUAUUUCCGAUUCAUUCAAGGUUCUCACAUCUUAUCUCGAUGGUCGUCAAGGUGCACCAAUCAAAGAAUUAACAGUCAAUGAUCAAAAACUAGCUGAUCAAAUUUUAUCUACCUAUGAAUCUGAUUCACAACAAUAUUAUUAUCAUACUGAUAGUGAUUCAAUUAGACCUUUAUGGUGUCAAACAUUUAUUACAAUUAAAAGUAUAAUCAUGGGAUAUUUACCAAUUAUAAUAUCAUUGGUUGCAUCUUAUGUAUUUUAUAGAUACUAUAAAUUCUCACAAAAGAGAAAACAACAAGAAUUGUUAAUCGUCGACGAAUGCUACAAUGACUUGAUUAGAAUACUACAAAACAGAGCCACCAACUACGAAGUUCCUUGGAUAUCGGAAAUUCUACUCAAAGACGAUAUCAUUGGUGAGGACCGUUCGAAAAAGGCUCUCAAAAUAUGGGACAUGGUUUUGGAAAAGGCCUACAACAACAUUAGAAUCUUUGUUACUCCAAGACUAGUCCACGGUGAAUCACAACAAACUUUUGAAUGGAGAGGUGAUGGUGCUGGUUCUCUAUUAGCAAUGACUCCAAUGAAAUCUCAAGUACCGAUCCAACCUAUCCAAGAAAUUCAACAAGAUGAUGAUGAAGAAGAAAUUAAUGAAACUAAUAAUAAUAUAAUUUUAAAUAGCGUAAACGCUUGGAAAUAA
Molecule: messenger RNA, 6069 nt
Organism: Cavenderia fasciculata
Lineage: Eukaryota; Evosea; Eumycetozoa; Acytosteliales; Cavenderiaceae
Exons: 10
Coding region: 1-6069 (2022 amino acids)
Cellular component (GO): nuclear inner membrane
Molecular function (GO): protein binding; chromatin binding
Source: RefSeq, a predicted model, not a curated record